Messenger RNA from Prunus avium (sweet cherry), 2167 nucleotides. RefSeq lists its product as uncharacterized. Lineage: Eukaryota; Viridiplantae; Streptophyta; Magnoliopsida; Rosales; Rosaceae. The record is from RefSeq and is a predicted model, not a curated record.
GAAAAAGAAAACAGUAGGGUAGCUUAACAAAGGUCAUAAUUAUCUGUUUUGCUACUAUAAAAUCUGGUUAGUGAUUCAAUGGCCCGGAUUAAUUCUUCCUAAUACAAAGAAUCAUAGGACAGUCUCCUACUUCAUCCCAAUGACACCAAGGAUCAAAAUCCACAGAAAUGAUAAUGAGAACGUGGGUAGUUCUUUCUUAUCCAAGUGGAAGUCAUUUUGACUGUCUUUGAAAAUCAAAAUUAACCCACCAAAUUAUCUGAUACAGAUUACCCUUCAUUCAAAUUCAAUAAAAAAGAUUCAAAAAACAAGCAAAUCACAAUUUCACAGGGGCCCUACCAUGAAAAUCCAAAAGGGAAAAGAGUGCCCUACCAUGAAAACUCACCAAGUAGAAGAAGAAAAAGAAAGUGUAACCAAACUGCUGAAGCAGUUCAUGAACUUGCAGCAAGACUGGGAUUCAUACAAACAGUCUAACCCAAGAGCCAAGAGGAGGCAUUCAACCAACUCAUCAAGUUUCACCAUGGUGAAAAAUCUUGAUCAGCUCCUGGACACUUCUCCAAGGCACCUCAUGUCUUCACUUCAACACGGACUGUCACCUUCACAAGGAGAAUGGCGAGUGAGGACCAAUGAUUUGGUGGUGGAGGAGAUUAGGAGAGAGAGAAGGGCAGCCAUUGAGAGUGGUAAGUUGAAGGGAAGGAGGCUUUUUGAGGCAGAGGAAUGUGAAACAGAGAUGUGUUUUGGAGGAACAGAAGGGAUAUGGUGUGGUGGGAAUGGUUUGGCGCAAGGGAGUGAGGUGAGAUCAGUGUCUUUUGAUGAUUCUGAUGGUGAUGAUGAUGAUGGCUCUGGUAAGAGCAAAGAGAUUGCAGUUUGCUUUCAGGGUUGUUCUAAAACUUCUUCAUCUUCAUCUUCUUCUUUGUCUGAUGAGGAUGUGGAGAGAGAGGUGGAGAUAGAGGCAAGAAAGAAAUUGGUGAGUGUGGAAGAGAAAUGGGUUGCUAACAAAAAUGAAGGUGGUAAUGGAAGAAGGUGCAUGGCUAUGAUCAUGCCUUGGCUUGCCAUUGCUUUACUUGUAUUUGCAAUUUUCUUUAUCAGAGGUUUUGCUGGAUAUCCAAAUGUAGAUGAGGUGGUUCUAGUCCCAACAUGAUAUGCCUCAUUCAUCUUGGUUAGGUAUUGCUUUUUUGCUUCAUCCUCUUCUCCAUGGAGCUUGAUGAACCAAUCUUCCUUUUCUUUUUCUUUUUUUCCUUCUCAAUUUUAUGAGUGAAGUUUUGAUAAUCUUUUUGAAGAACAGAGAACCCUUUAGUGGUGGUUGGAGUGUUAUCUAUCUAUAUAUGUGUAGAGAUAUUUACUCAUAUUCACAAUCCAGAAAAUGGUAGUUUUCCAAAGCAGUGACUCAGCAGAUUUAUCUUAUAAUAGUAAUAAAAAGCAUAUGUAGAAACAUGAAAGCAAGGAGGAAAGAAAAUUUUCUAGAAACCAUACGAAAGAGGAUGCAUGUAAGACAAGCGUAUAAGAUUUGUCUUUCCAUUUUGAUUAGCAGGUCGUUGCCUGAGUGCAUGACUUGUAUUUUGCAUAUCAAGCAAAUUUGCACAGCAUAGCAUCAAAAACCAUUUGCCUUGGAAGACCCUCCAACCCUAUGUGACAUGGUGGCAAUAUUGCCUGCUUUAUUAGGCAUUAUAUGUUUGUAAAUGUCUCAGUAUCUGGUCAAAGUUUUCUGCGGAAGUUUCAUCAGUGGGAUGUGAAUGGAUUCCUUCAUAUGUCGUCACCACAAUCUCUUCAUCUUUCGAAAGGCGUUGGACUUGCUUUUUGACAUUGCACCCUUGAUGCGUGCACCUAUAGUAGCUUCUGCAUCAUAUAGUCAAAAAACCAAUUCACUAGAACGAGCAAGAUGACCAAGGCAUUGCAGAAACAGAAGGAAAUUUCAAGCAUUAGGUGAAGCAUGGAACUAGACAAAGAUGAAGUUACUGAGCAGAUAUGAGCAAUCAAGUGUUUUAGUGCAUUUAUUUAGAGGACCAUCUUAGGUAUAAACUUUACAAAUCCAAUAAUUAAUUGCUGGCAGUUUGCUAACAGUGUUUGAUUUAGAAAUAGAAGACUUCCAUUUUGAUCCCCAUUCUUAGCACUUGAACUGAGAACCAAUAUAUCAAAACUUCAUCACAAGAAUCCAAAACUUCUUGGUCUU